Cuscuta campestris is the source of this 886-nucleotide messenger RNA. The record is from the annotation of a GenBank genome assembly. NCBI's taxonomy places the organism in Eukaryota, Viridiplantae, Streptophyta, Magnoliopsida, Solanales, Convolvulaceae.
CGAAUUUGGAUGAACUUCACCAUGUAUCUUAGAGAGUGAUCUUCGUGCCACUCAAGUUAGAAAGAAUUUCAGUACCUCUUUUAUUAUGUAUUAUGGGUAAGAAUAAGGUAAGAUGCUACAUGCAAUGUGACUCAAAUGGAUCAAUAAUCCAUGGUCAUAUGGGAAAGUACGUUACAAAGCCUUACCAUACAAACAAAUAAUUAUGGUGACACAAUUGUGCAAAUAAAAAGGUGCCAACAAUCAUAUCCACUUCCUCCCAAACUCCACUCAUCAUUCUAUUCUAUCCUCUUUCUCUCUCUCUCUUUUUGUAACAAAAAAAAUUAUUAUUAUUAAAAAUACAAUUAUAUAUAGUACUCUUUUUUUUUUGGUAGAAAAAAUUACAAAGAUGUUGGGAAAGCGUAGGUCGGCGAGCUUCCGGAGGACAACGAGCAUGAGGGGCAUCACCGUCGACGGCGGGAGUGAAGCGGAGCACGGCCAGCCUCCGGAGGAGCAUGCCGGCGGAGGAAAGACGGCCGCCGGCGAAGGCGGCCAUAUUGAGACGCCAAAUUUCUUGAGGACGUGUGGCCUUUGUAACCGCCGCUUGGUGCCUUGUCGUGACAUCUUUAUGUACAGGGGUGACACUGCAUUUUGUAGCCAAGAGUGUAGAGAACAAAAAAUAUUGCAAGAUGAAAGAAAGGAGAAGUCCAUUAACAAAGUGAAGAGUGGAAAGAAUGGUGUUUAGCCACCGGCCGCCACACCGGAGAAGAGCUAGACGGUGGUUGCCGGCUGAAGUACAACCGCCACCCAGAACUCAUGAUUUUCAGUUGAUGUCUAUAAAUUAGGAUGUUUUAUGUAUUUGCCUAUAUAUGCAUAUUUACACAUCUACACAUGCGUGUGUUAGUGUGGU